AGACGCUGUUGUGGUCGUGAACCAAGAGAGUCACAACAAUCGGGGCAGCUCAGUGCAGGCCAUCAAUGUUUUUUCCUCAAAAUGAGGAUCAAACUAGACCUUAGCGAAUUUUUAGAAGAUGAGAGAAAAUUCUCUGUGGUAAACGUAAACUUGAAUGAGUCCAAGACAGUGGAAGACGUCUUGAACAAGAUCUGCAGUCGGUUUAAUGUUUCACUGGCGCAGGAAGACGCAGAUGAAUUGGGAAAGAAAAAGCCUGCUGUAGGUCUUUUUGAAGAUGGGUACUACAUUCACCCUGACGAGACUUCUACUGUUCUUCAAGAAGCAAAUGUUCUCAAACUUAAAUCAUUGCCAGGCAAAGGAAGUGCAGGAGCAGAUGGGAAAAAAAAGAAAAAGGGUAAGAAAGGGAUAUCUGAAGAAGUUCCAGACAAUAUUGGAGAUAAAAAAGAGAAAAAAAGUAAGAGAGAAAAGAGUGAGGAAGAAAUACAGGUACAAGAUACUGUUAAGGAAGAGAAAAAAGGGAAGCGAAGUAGACCAUCUGAAGAACUUAUUCCAGUAGAUGACAAUGAGGAUGACAGCAGAAAAGUUCGCAAACGAAAGAGAGGUAAGACCUGGGAGGAAACAAAUGAGCAGGAAAUGGACAUAGAUGAGUUGAAGGAACAAAGGAAACACAAGAAGAGUAAGAUCACUGAAGAGAGACUCGAAUCUCAGGUUGAUGUGCAAAUUAAAGAAAGAGGGAGAUGGAAGAAAGAAAAACGUGAGAAAAUGGCAGAACCACAAGAGAAUGUUGAGAUAACAAAGUUGAAAAAGAAAUGGAGAAAGGAGAAAAACAUUGAGGUUGAAGAUGAAGUGGAGGAGGUUCCCAUCAGAGAAAAAAAGAAACGGAAAAAAGAAAAAUCUACUGAACCAAAUAGUGAGGAGGAUGUGGUGAGGGACAAUAAGAAAAAGAAAACUAGAUUACCUGAGCAGUCAGUAACUUCAGAAAUAAAAGCGGACAAAAAGAAAAUACCUAGGAGUUCUAAAGAAGAAGAUCGAGAAGCACCAAGAGCCCGUGAAGCAGAGAAGAAGAAGAACAGGUGGCAGGAAGAGAAAAGUUCACAGGAGAAAGUAGUUUCCACCAGCACUGUGAUCAACCUGGAGAGUGAGGAAACAUCUGAUGAGGAUAAUUCAUCUGAUGCCAGUGGUAACUUUGGUAAGCAAGGUAGAUUUAGUUCUAAAUCAUCAGAUCAUGAUGAUGGUCAUUAUGCUGCUGAUUCAGUGACAGAUCCAUUCAUUGCUCAUGAUUUUGUGAGUGUUAAUGAACCAGGGAUCAAGAAAAAACGAAAGAGAAAGCAUAAGAAAGGACAUCGUGCUCAAAAAGAUGUUGCUGAUCAAGGUACUUCUACAAUUGGGUAUAUUUCCUCUCAGGACACAUCAAAAACAUCAGUGUAUAAUACUAAUUCUGAUUCAGUUCCUACCUUACCUUAUCCAAGACCAAGGAAUAAAAGACCUCUUCUCAACUCCACUUUUACUCGGAAACACAUACAUUUCACUAGUGAUGAUGAAAAAGAAGUGUCUUCUGCUGUUAAGGUGGAUUUGAAAGAGCCUGCUCAUGAAAUUGAAAUAGUGGAAACCACCACUAGAGGGUCAAGAAAGAAUGAUGUAAGAGCAAGCCUUGCAGGGCUGAGUCCUAAGCACAUGAAUAUGGAUGGAUUUCAAAAUAUGUCCCCAAGUUUAAAAAAAAAUAUUCAAAACCCUGAAGAGCCAUCUACAGGUACUUUAUAUAAGACAGGUAAAGGUUCUAGGUAUCACAGCACACCAUUAAAGAAAAAGGCUCCUGUAGUUGUUGAGGUGGAAGGAGAAGGUACAGCUUCAUUUGCCCCAUCUGAUUAUUCCUCCAUGUACAAUAUAUCUGGAAGAAAUCCACUCAAAAAGAACAAAAGUGGCAAUAUUGAUGAACUGGCUACUCUUCGUAGAAUAUGUGAGAAUAAGACUAUCACUGUCUGUAAAGUUGAUUCAAGAAAGGAGCAAACUCCUCCUAAACCUAGAGAUGCCCCUGUAACCAAUACCCCAUCCCCGUAUUUAAGACCACCACCUCCAUUAUUUGCAAGACCCAAGCAAGUAAGUGAAGAAAGUAAACAAACUUUCCAUAACAUUAUGACAAUUAAAAGCAGAACAGUACCCCUAGUUUUCUCAAAUACAAGAACGAUGCAGCCAGAUUCAAAAACAGAAUUCUUGAGAGAGGAACAGAUUCUUAAUCAUCCCAGAGAUAUAAAGAAGAGGGCACUCUUUAAUAAUUCAUUUUCUACUGGAAAAAGUUGUGCAGUUAGUCAAGAGAGACUCAACAGUGACCCUCAUAAUGUCUCUCCUAGUAAAAGUGAUAGUGGUAUCAGCACUCAAAGCUACAGUCUUCAAAUGGGAGAAAAAAAGGAAUUUGAUCACACUUUUCAUAGCGAUAUUUCAGAAAAUAGAAAUACCAUUGACCUAGAAUCAUUACCAAGCACUUCAAAGUGGGUCACUGUUCAUGAUGACUUGCCAAAGCAAGCCAUUGGGGUGGUUUCCCAAAAUAGGAGAAAAGACAAGCAAAGGCCUUUUCAGUCUAUAGGUGCUGUUCUUUCAGGCAUGAGAAAUAAAGUUGACAAUGGUAUUGAGACAGGAGAAUUACAGGUAAUCAGCAAUGAUGAGGCAGAUGCUGGGCCUCAAAAAGAGACAAAUAAUGAAAUUGGUAAAGGUAAGGAGUCACAUAUAGAUAGAAUACCAAAAUCACUGGACCUUUCUCACUUGGCUGCAAUAAACAUUGGUACUAGAAAAAGUGAAUUGUCUAGCCAAGUUAAGGAGAAAGCAUUUAUGGCCAUCCCAACAAAGACUGAAAAUGAGAUUGUAGACUUGGAAAGUGAUGAAGAGUAUGGAGACAUACAUCCAUCUAGUAAAUUAACACCAGGGAUAGCUACUAAUGCUAAGGCUUUGGAACACCUUGGAAAAACUGGAGAUAUUGUAGCGGAGAUUGUAUCAGAAAGUAAAAAGACACCCCGUUUAGAGACUAAGAUUAUAGAAGGUAAGGAAAAGUCGGCUAUCUUUGCUGCUAGGAUUAUAGCUGGGGUUAUAGAAGCUAAAAAGAAAAUUGGUUCUGUUGCAGAGAUUAUAGAAGACAGCAUAAAGACAAGUAAAUGUUCAGCAGAAAUUGUUGAAGACAGUGGAAAAUCAAAUAAUUUUACUGCUGAUUUCAUAGAUGAUGAAGAUGAUGAUGUUAUUGGUGAUGAUGACGUUAUUGGAGAUGAUGACGUUAUUGGAGAUGAUGAUGAUGUUAUUGGAGAUGAUGAUGACGUUAUUGGAGACGAUGAAGACGUUAUUGGAGAUGAUGAAGAGGUGGCUAUCUAUGAUGCUGAGAUCAUAGAAGACAAAGAAGAGAUGGAUGAAAUUGAUUGCAAGAUUCAAGAAGACAUAAAGAAUACUGACACACCCAUUACUACUGCUACCACACUUGAGUCGGAAAGUGACCGGAAUGCUGUGGAAAUUGCAAUCACUGAGAGAUUAAAGGAGGACAUGCUGAAAGAAGUUAAACAAAAGCCCGGAAAGGAUGUUGGGCUUCCUGGAGAAUAUAGUGAAAACUUCUUCCAUAAGUUCCCAAUCAUGAAGAUCCCUCCAAAAGCUGGGGAAUUCAUUGCAGUGAGAGUAUUGAGCCUAGAUGAAUGUUACAGUCCUGUAUACUCCAACUACCUUCCAGCACGUGUUAUAGAGGUGAAUGGGCUCAUGGUUAAGCUGAAAUUUGUUGAUAAAAUCAAGAACAAGAAAGAUGAUACUGAUAAUGUGGAAGAAGUUGACCUGACCUUUGAGGAAGAUGAGGUAGACCUAACUAAGGAUGCACAGGAUAGAGUUGAAUCAAUUGAUUGGCGGGAUAUAUAUGAACCCAGACUUCUUUACCCAUAAGAUGACAAUGUUAAUAUGUAUGUUAUAUAUACUGUAUACAGUAUAUGACUUUUUAUGUUCCACCAAGCAUUGUGGUUGUUUGUAACUAGUACUGUAGUUACAUGAGUACAGUACUUUCAUUUUCAUGAAUACUUUCAUUAACUGCUGUUGUGUAUACUGAUGUGAAGUUGAUUUUCUUACCAUUGUGAUAAGGAAAGUCUUAGAAAUUAAAGAUUUAAUAUCAACAAAUCCAGGCAAUGCUUAGAAUUACAUUUAAAUGCUUUCAGAAUAUUUUUUUAUAGGCUUCAUGUGCAUGGUAUAUGGAUUAGAUACUGUAUAUGAAAUUGAUUGGAGAACCAACUGACUGCUUUGUAAAUGCUGAUACAUCUUAUGAUAUACAUCAUAUAUUAAUCACACAGAUAGUGUUAUUUUGUACUUUUGUCCUUUAAUAAUUUCUAUUAUCAUCCCCUCUUUAUUUUGAGAAAUAUUAGAUCUAUAUUUCUUAUCCAAUAUAGCCAAGAAUGAUUUUUCUAAUUUAAAAGAGAAUUUACAGAAAGGGGGAUGUUGUAUGCAUUAUAAUUGUUACCUUCAUGUCUGCCACCUACAUCAUCAGUGUCAUGAUUGCCAAACUUCCCACUUUCACUUUAAUUUCUACCUUAUGUUUCACAUAAUCAUCAUGCACUUCUGUCAUCAUAUCCAUGUCACUAAUUACAAUCACUUAAACAGUUUUGCAUAAAUGCUGAUAAAAUUUUGCCUAAUAUACUUUGCAAUGAAAAUUUCUAUUAUGGUGUCAUGUCCAUCGUAUAAGCUUCUAUUGAAUCUUACUUUCUACUAGUCACUCAGACAAAUUAAUUGACUGCUAACAGAACAACAACCAUUGAGUAAUAGUUCACAUUAUUUUUUAUGGUUGCUGAAAGGUGAUUUUGUGUAAUUUUGUCACAUGGCUGUUAGUGGUUAACAAAAGAGAUGCAAAUUAGAAUAGGUCUUGAAUGACUAGGUACAUGAGAAAGGGCACAAAUAAACUACUGUAUCAGAAAGUUACUCCAAAAGCCAAAGACAGAGCCUAAAAGUAGGAUGAGAAAGUUGGUAAAAGCAAAAGUAUAUAGGUAUGGUAAAGGGUAUGAGAGUAAGGAUAAUGGCAUGGAAGUCUUUCUAAACAGCAGUUAUCAUUUGCAUGUUAUAUGCAUAUUAUUUCAGUGUCUAACAGCUUGAUUCAUAAAUGGACAAAUUUGAAAUAAAUUGUUUUUAAAGAAGCUACA
Messenger RNA from Homarus americanus (American lobster), 5141 nucleotides. RefSeq lists its product as uncharacterized. The record is from RefSeq and is a predicted model, not a curated record. The transcript is spliced from 5 exons. The coding region runs from base 82 to 3903 and encodes 1273 amino acids. NCBI's taxonomy places the organism in Eukaryota, Metazoa, Arthropoda, Malacostraca, Decapoda, Nephropidae.